This is a messenger RNA of Aspergillus clavatus NRRL 1, 729 nucleotides long. RefSeq lists its product as uncharacterized. The transcript has a single exon. Gene Ontology annotation, molecular function: tRNA binding; nucleotidyltransferase activity; double-stranded RNA binding. Gene Ontology annotation, biological process: regulation of translational fidelity. The record is from RefSeq and is a predicted model, not a curated record. The coding region runs from base 1 to 729 and encodes 242 amino acids. NCBI's taxonomy places the organism in Eukaryota, Fungi, Ascomycota, Eurotiomycetes, Eurotiales, Aspergillaceae. Gene Ontology annotation, cellular component: cytoplasm.
AUGUCCCCCAACAUCUCCACCGACGCCCAGCGCGUCCUCGACAUCCUCACCAACGGCGGCAUCGCCAUCAUCCCCUCCAGCGUCGGCUACGGCAUCGUCGCCACCGACCCCUGCGCCCUCGCACGUAUCUACACGGUGAAACAACGGGCCCCGCAUAAACGCCACGCCAUCAUCGGCAGCUACCCCCUGCACCGCGCACUCCACCUCCUCCCGUCGGAGAAACAGGAGCUCACGCGCGCCCUGACCGUCACCCUGGACCUACCCCUUGGUAUCAUUGCUCCGUAUCGCGCUGAUCAUCCCCUUCUCCGCAAUCUGGACGCGGAGACCCUGUCCCAAAGCACCGUGGGCCAUACCGUCGCCAUGCUCGUGAACGGUGGGCCGUUUCAGGAGGAGUUGGUUCGGUUGGCGACCGCUGCGGGGAAACUGGUGCUGGGGUCGAGUGCGAAUAUCUCCGGACAGGGAACCAAAGCGGUGGUGGAGGAAAUCGAGGAGGAGGUGAGACGCGCGGCGGAUGUGGUGGUGGAUUACGGACGGGUGCGGUAUGGAAAGCCGCGGGCGUCGUCAACGAUGGUGGAUGUGGGCAAGAUGGCGCUGGUGCGGUUUGGAGCUUGUUAUGAGGUGAUUCGCGAUGUGAUGAAGAGGUUUUAUGGGGUGUUCUGGCCGGAGGAUCCUGGCAGGGAAGUGUUGUUUUCGGGAAGGUUGAAUGAGAUGUCUGCAUCGAUUCCGUGA